UACAGAUGGGUAUGUGAACUGGUUAUUAGCGGAGGGUAUUUUAGGAAGGUCAGGAAACACAUGUACACUUUAUGCCAUGCAUACAGAGGUGCUUACUCAGCUAACUAAAUAAUGGAUGGAAAAUAUGACGAUGAGAAGAAACACUAAUUUCAAUCUUUUUGGAGAGGAAACGCUAAUUAGCGAUCUUGGGAGGGGAGGAAAUGCAAGUAAAGUGGUACCCAUUAACAGAGAGAGGAUGCUGAAGAUGUCGGGUUAGGUUCCCAUGUUGGAUACAUCUAGACCGCUGAUCUGAAGGAAGGGUCAUGACAAAGAAAUAUAAAACGCGACUCAUAGAAAGCUGAAGCUCUUGUUGUCGGACAAAGAAAAACCGAGAAAUCCCCAAAUGCCAACUCAAUCUCCUCCUCACAGAAACUCCACCGUACAUCUUCGAUUCUCUGUAUUGAAAAUCUGAAUCUGUCGUAGAAAACAUCCACACGAUCAUCCACGAGUCUAUCAGCUGAAAUCAAAUGUUGUGGAGUAUUCCUGUUGGCUCACAAAUUUGGAUUUCACGUUUCUAGGGUUUUGUUUUCACGUGGUGAUUUUAACAGAAAACCAGCAAGAGGAUCACUGAGCCAAAUUACAUUUGACAUUGGUCAGCAAUUGGCUAUAUUACAUCCGGGAACGGCUUAAGUUUUCCUACUCACAGUACAUUGACAGUGGAGUAGAAAAGUACUGAGGGAGAAGUAUUAGUACAUGUGCUGUCCUACGAUCGUACAGUUUUAAACUGCUCAAUGAGACUACACUGCAGCUCUGUCCUGGCUAGCUUGCCACUCAAUCCUGGAGUUUCUUUCGGGUAUCACUGAAAAAAAAUUCACAGAACAAUGAACUGCAGAUACCAUAUCCUGUUAGAUCCAUCAAAAGCCACGUAUCUACAACAGCAUUGAAGAAUUGCUCAACAAAGGCACAUUUAGACUGGCUAACUCCUGUUCUCGGGAUUGAAGGGAUCUUGUCAUUUGCUAUCUCUUGAUUCUGUUGUAGUCGCCCAAAAGAGGUCCGAAAUUAGAAAUAUUCAAGCGUCACCCCUGUCAACUCAUCACAGUGCUUAGAGGCUCAUCAGAUUCAGGGAAGUUUGUCGUUUAUUGCGAAGUACCUUGUUUUUAUGAGACAAUGCUUCUGAAGCGUUUGGUUUCAAACUUCGUCCCAUCCUUAAGCUUUGCCACUUCAUCUACAGGAACUUGUGUUCUUAAAGUGGGAGAUGUUCUGAGACAAUCAAGAAAAUUCUCUGAACAAGAUGUUACUGAGUACUCAAAACUUACCCAUGACAUAAAUCCGCUGCACUUUGAUUCAGAUUUUGCUCGAUCUUGUGGUUUUGAAGAUCGAAUCGUUCAUGGAAUGCUUGUUGCUAGCCUAUUCCCUCGGAUAAUUGCUUCUCAUUUUCCAGGAGCUAUAUAUGUUUCUCAAAGUUUGCAAUUCAAAUUGCCUGUCUACGUUGAUGAAGAAGUAGAAGCUCAAAUACUGGCUCUUAAUAUAAGGGAAUUUAGGAACAAAAACAUAGUGAAGUUCUCAACAAAAUGCUUUAAAGAUGGGGAGCUCCUUGCUAUUGGAGGUGAGGCUGUUGCAUUAUUACCGGCUCCAUGUUAAAGAAUUAGACGUCUGUACUGACAAGGUGAGGACUCUGCUGAAGGAUACAACUACAGUUUUGGUAUAGUCUUUAAACGUCAGGACUUUUCCAGCCUGAAAUUUACCAUAUAAUUUGUCGUUUUGGCAUCUGUUUUUAGACUUAGGUUGUAAAUUCAAAUGUUUUUAGAGUUUUUCGUCUUAUAAGAAUUUAGCUAGUUUAAAAAUCAAAGUUUCUGAAGUCUUGUGUUAAAGUUCAACAAAUGAAUUUGAUCAAGCGCAAGGGUCUUAACCUUCUACUUGCGUCCAGUGGAAGUUGCAUCGUAUAAAGUGGGUAAGACCUAUUGAAAAG
Molecule: messenger RNA, 1948 nt
Organism: Papaver somniferum (opium poppy)
Lineage: Eukaryota; Viridiplantae; Streptophyta; Magnoliopsida; Ranunculales; Papaveraceae
Product: (R)-specific enoyl-CoA hydratase-like
Exons: 7
Coding region: 1147-1620 (157 amino acids)
Source: RefSeq, a predicted model, not a curated record